This is a messenger RNA of Alligator sinensis (Chinese alligator), 1619 nucleotides long. RefSeq names its product stimulated by retinoic acid 8 (gene STRA8). Lineage: Eukaryota; Metazoa; Chordata; Crocodylia; Alligatoridae. The record is from RefSeq and is a predicted model, not a curated record. Gene Ontology annotation, molecular function: protein dimerization activity. Gene Ontology annotation, biological process: cellular response to retinoic acid; meiotic cell cycle.
AUGCACAGCCCCAGGACGCUACACAUUGGCCAGAACCACAGACCGGGGGGAAUCACUCUGACUGAGAUAGGGGAGGCGCAUUCGUGCCUCAGUGAGGAGCACUUGAGGUCGCGCUCGCCACUUCCCAUGACUGCAAGCCCCUCCCCCCCAAUCUUUUCCCGCGCUUUUGUUGCCCGCUGUAGCAACAACUGCCGCACCAACGUUCUACCCCAGUCCCACCUGCCUUCCUAUUGGCUGCCGGAGAUGCCUCCUGCGCCCCGAUUGGCUGCCGACCACGUGCGGCUGGUGUUGCUGGGGUCGGGGUCGCGGUAGCCGCGUGGCUCCUGCGUCUGGGUGGGAGCGACCUGCGGCUAUGGGUGGGAGCGAGCCAGCCAGCCUGGUCGCGCCUGGGAGCUGUGCCUGGGACAAGCCAGAGUGCGGGAUGAGGCUCUUUUGAUGGAGACAUCUGGAGACUGUAGCAGCCCAUAUGUCAGAGUGACUCCUGGGUUCCUAGCACAUCUGCAAGAGUUGGAGCCCCGGGUGGUAAGAAGACGCUUAUCUCAGGCACGACACCGGGCAACACUGGCGGGACUCUUUAACAGUCUGCGGGAAACUGUUUAUUCUCAGUCAGACAAUUUGGCAUCAAAGUGUCAGGUUUUGCGUAAGGCUAAGAAUUAUAUCCAGGAGCUGGAGCAAACCUUGGGUACUUUGCUGAAGAUGAAAGAGUCCUUCAGUCUGGAGGAUGGGAACCCAUCCAGCUUGGAGGAAGUCAAGGAGGAAUAUAUCAAGAUGUACUUCAACCAUCACAGCUCAGCAUCACCCUCUGACACUACAAGUGAAAGUGGUUCCACCAUGUGGUAUUUGAUUCAAGAAUAUGAAAAAAAAGAUGUGGAAGGGGAUGGGAGAUCCGGACUUACGCAGUCCCCAACCACUUCAUCUCCUGACCUGAUGGAAUUUGAACGGUACCUGUAUUUCUAUAAACAGACAGUGGACCUGCUGGUUGAGAAUGGGAUUGUGUGCACUGAAGAGGUCACUCUCCCUGUGGUCUCAACAGCUAUUUCCCACCUAUGGCAGGAACUUACGGAAGAAAGGAGAGAAAGCGUGUUGCAGUACUGUAGUCAGAGACAGAAUGUCCUCCCAAAUGCCAGGGCUCAGUGUUCUGAGCCUGUGUGCAGUGAAGGCAGUGUGAGGGACAGCACAGCUAACAGUCAGGAAGCCAGUGGUUCAUCAGUAUCCACGCCAGAGGAAGUACUAUUUGAAGAUGCAUUUGAUGUUGCUGCUGGGUUUCUUGACAGAAAUGAGACGCAGACAACGUCCAAUCUAGGUUCAGCCUUCUCAGGCUGCACCUCAGAAAAUCCAGAGGAUAUCCACCAACUCUACUUGCAGAUCAUUGGGUUCUUAAAAGGCCUUUUCUUUGUGAACACGCCAUUUCCCCAGGGAGAUUCUGUUCAGUUUGAUUAUGAGACCGUGAUGCUGAGGUGCACAGAGACCUUUGAUGAUGAAGAUUUGUAAAUAAAGUGUCUCCAGUGACUAGAACAACAGAAGCAUUGCUUGAUGCCCUUGGUCACCACCUCUGCUCCAGAGGGAUGCUUCAGUGCAAGGAUGGAGAAACCAUUGAUGCGAUUUGUUACUGUUGACCU